This is a messenger RNA of Malaclemys terrapin pileata, 2438 nucleotides long. RefSeq lists its product as uncharacterized. The record is from RefSeq and is a predicted model, not a curated record. The annotation marks the transcript as partial. The transcript has a single exon. Lineage: Eukaryota; Metazoa; Chordata; Testudines; Emydidae.
AUACAGACUAUCCAACAGGGAAGGUGCCAGGGCUGCCCAGAGCCAAGUCUCUGCCAUGGGCCCGGGAGGCAGUGCCCCCCGCCCGGCUGCUCCCACACCUCUGGGCCUGGGAGCCAGCACCCCCGCCCGGCUGCUCCCACACCUCCGGGCCUGGGAGCCAGCACCCCCGCCCGGCUGCUCCCACACCUCCGGGCCUGGGAGCCAGCACCCCCGCCCGGCUGCUCCCACACCUCCGGGCCUGGGAGUCAGCGUCCCUGCCCGGCCACUCCCACACCUCCGGGCCUGGGAGCCAGCACCCCCGCCCGGCUGCUCCCACACCUCCGGGCCUGGGAGUCAGCGUCCCUGCCCGGCCAUUCCCACACCUCAGGGCUCGGGAGCCAGUGCCCCCGCCCGGCCACUCCCACACCUCCGGGCCCGGGAGCCAACGCCCCCGCCCAGCCACUCCCACGCCUCCGGGCCCAGGAGCCAGCGCCCCUGCCCGGCCACUCCCACACCUCCGGGCCCAGGAGCCAGCGCCCCUGCCCGGCCACUCCCACACCUCAGGGCUCGGGAGCCAGCGACCCCGCCCGGCCACUCCCACACCUCUGGGCCCGGGAGCCAGCGCCCCCGCCCGGCCACUCCCACACCUCCGGGCCCGGGAGCCAGCGCCCCCGCCCGGCCACUCCCACACCUCAGGGCUCGGGAGCCAGCGCCCCUGCCCGGCCGCUCCCACACCUCAGGGCUCGGGAGCCAGCGCCCCUGCCCGGCCGCUCCCACACCUCAGGGCUCGGGAGCCAGCGCCCCCGCCCGGCUGCUCCCAUACCUCCGGGCCCGGGAGCCAGCACCACCGCCUGGCUGCUCCCACACCUACAGGUAUCAGCUAGUGGAAAAAGUGCACAAGUUACAUUUCACAUUUCACGCUACCCCAAAGGAACAUGGAGGAGAAACACAGGAGAAGUUGCUCGAGUCCACUGAGAACCGGCCCCGGGCCCCGGACUGCUGCUUGUUCUUGUUCUGCCAGACGCAGAUGGUUAAAGCACAGGAGUGUGCAGCCUCGCGGCCAACACGGUUUAGCACCAUUAUGUGAGAGAGGUGUGGCUCGUGGCUGGGACUCCCGCGGCCAGCACAUGGUCGGGAGCUGGAUUCCUCGCUGCUUCCAUUGAUGGACGAGUUGGGGUUCGCUGUGGUGUCCGGAUGCCCCAGUCCAUGACCGCCUGGCACAGCCUCUGCCCAGCAUGCAGGGCUGAGCUCCGACCCGCGAGCGGCCAGGACGGGAGGAGUCGCUCCUGCCAAGCCCUGAGCCCUUGGAGCGGCAGCCGUCUAGGCAGAGACCCUGCUCAUCUCAGCCAGGCCCAGCAGACGGCCACUAGGCCUUGGCUGUUCCUGGGUCUCUGCAGAGGGAAGGUGGCUACCGCAGCCAGGAGGACGUCCCCAGUGGCUGGCCCAACCUCAGGGAGAGAUGGCAGCCAGGCAGAAGAUGCGGGGGACUCGUGGGGCCUGCGUAUCAGCAGCACAGUGGCUGGGGGGUCAGGGCCACCUGGAGGCUGUGGCAGGUUCAGACAGCAAGGAUGUCACAGGGUUGGGGAAAGAACAAUGGGCUCAGGGGGACCCCCCAUCCCCUCACAGCUGGCUUCUGGCUCCAGGGGCUCUCCCACCUCCCAAGAGCCGGCCACUGGCUCAAGGGACCCUCACCCUCAACAGCCAUCCUCUGUCGCCAGGGGACCCCCACCCCACAACAGAUGGCCUCUAGCUCCAGAGACACCCUCCGCCUCAACAGCUAGUCUCUGGCACCAGUGGACCCCCAACUCCCAACAGCCGGCCCCUGGCUCCAGGGAUACCCCAGCCCCCAACAGCCAUCCUCUGGCUUGAGGGGACCCCCACCCUCAAUGGCCAUCCUCUGUCGCCAGGGGGCCCCCACCCUCAACAGCCGGCCUCUGGCUCCAGGGACCUCUACACCUCCCAACAACCAGCCUCUGGCACCAGGGGACCCCCAUGCACCAACAGCCGGCCUCUGGCUCCAGGAAUCUCCUUGGCUCUUGGCGUGUGAGCUUCUUGGGGCAGGGACUGGCUGCGCUCUGGGGUGCUGGCUCUCACGCGCCCCGAGGGGGAUCCCAGAGCUGACCCCGCAGGGCUAGCAAGGGGCUCCCCUGGGGCUGGGAGAGGGCAGGGUUGGCUCAGGAGCACCUCAUCCCCCCCAGCCGGGUCUCAGGGCCAGUCUGAUUUCACUGCGAGCGGCCCCACUGGCAGGUCUCUGGGGCACAGGGGGUGUCCCCUCCCGCCAUGGUGCCCCAGCUGAUGGAGCAGCCCAAUGACACUGCUACAGGGAGGGUGGGAACAGGGCCAGCCCACUGGCAUUGUCAGGGGGUGGGGAAGUUAGGCCAGCCCACUGGCACUGCUCAGGGGGGAGGGGGAACAGGCCUAGCCCACUGGCACUACUGGGGGGGGAGGGGGAACAGGCC